AUGUCCUCAGCAUUUGAAAAAUGGCGCCAACGUCUGUCUGACAUGACAGGUCUCGGGGGAGACCAGACAAAACUCCAUUGUCAAGGCUGCGAGCAGUGGAAAUCCCAUUUAUUGCAGUACAGCCCCUCGGUGCUCUUCCUCAUGAAACACUUGAAGCUCUCCGGCUGCGCCGUACCCCCAGAAAACAUAAUUUGCGCGCCCUGCGAUCCCUCCGCCGCCGCCGCCUCUUCAACUCCCCGCUCGGGCGGCUUCUCCCCCACCUCUGGUGCCAUUCUCCUCUGCGCUGGCUCCUUCUUCUCUAGAUCACACAUGGAACAAACCCUCACCCACGAACUCGUCCACCUCUACGACCACUGCCUCUUCAAAGUCGAUUGGGGGAACCUACGGCACCACGCGUGCAGCGAGAUACGCGCGAACAGUUUGAGUGGGGAUUGCAAAUGGACGAGGGAGGUGCGGAGAGGGGUGGUCAGGUUCUCCAAGCAGCAUCAGGAGUGUGUGAGGCGGAGGGCGGUGUUGUCUGUCACGUCCAACGCUGCGUGCCCGAAUAAGGAGGCGGCUGAACGCGCUGUUAAUGAAGUUUGGGAUAGCUGCUUUGCGGAUACGAGGCCUUUUGAUGAAAUAUACUAA
Molecule: messenger RNA, 627 nt
Organism: Pleurotus ostreatus (oyster mushroom)
Lineage: Eukaryota; Fungi; Basidiomycota; Agaricomycetes; Agaricales; Pleurotaceae
Gene: ATP23
Product: Mitochondrial inner membrane protease atp23
Exons: 3
Coding region: 1-627 (208 amino acids)
Biological process (GO): mitochondrial protein processing; mitochondrial proton-transporting ATP synthase complex assembly
Cellular component (GO): extrinsic component of mitochondrial inner membrane
Molecular function (GO): metalloendopeptidase activity
Source: RefSeq, a predicted model, not a curated record